Molecule: messenger RNA, 2027 nt
Organism: Benincasa hispida (wax gourd)
Lineage: Eukaryota; Viridiplantae; Streptophyta; Magnoliopsida; Cucurbitales; Cucurbitaceae
Product: FCS-Like Zinc finger 10-like
Source: RefSeq, a predicted model, not a curated record
UCUAGAGAGAGAAACUGUUUUGAAAAAUGGUUUUUAUUUAAUUUAUUUUUUAAUUUUAGAGAGAGAAAAUGAGAAUGCUAAAUGCUUGUGAGUGACUGAGCUCUGGGAAGAGGAAGAGUAUUUCACAAGCUCACUGCCUUUGCUGAUUUUGAGGCAUCACAGAGAGAGAAAGAGAAAGAGAGAGAAAUUGCUGAACAAGUUUCAGUCAUACCCAUUGAUUUUUCUCAAUUUCUUCUUCUUCUUUCUGCAUUUUGGAUCUCUUUUUUCUCUCUUUGUUCGUAUAAUCUGCUUCCGAACCGGAGGAAAUUUCUUUUACAGGAAACAAGCUUGGCCAUUGCCAGAGACAAGCAUUUGCAGUGUUUGACGAAAAAGCUGAGGAACAGGAACAGAUUGAUUCAUAGAGAGAAAUCAGUUCCUCUUUUACAUCAGCUAUAACAAUGGCUGAUUCUGGUUCUGAGUUGUGUCCUGUUCAGUCUGUUGUUCUGGAGCACAAAUCCAAAAGCAGCUCCUUUUUCAGUGCCCCUGGUCUCUUUGUUGGCUUAAAUUUCAAAGUGGUUUCAGAUUCCGAUUCAGUCAAAAGUCCCACCUCUCCUUUAGAACUUAGGGUGUUUUCAAAUCUUAGCAACUCUGUGGGGUCCCCUAAAUCAUCCCAUGAUGGACAUAGAAGAAGCUGGGAUUGUAGUAAAGUAGGAUUAGGCAUUGUUGAUUCUCUUGAUGAUGAUAAUAAGCUACCUGGUAAAGCUCUUGGAUCAUUUGAGAGUAAGAACAUCAUUUUUGGACCUCAAGUUAGAACGAAGAAUCAGACCCCAAAUCUUCAAAUUGACACAGUUUUCCCCCUGGCUGGUCCUAGAUCUUUGCCUAAAAAUUGUCCCAACUUUUUCCCAUUGCAGUUCAAAUCACCAGGCGGUGGUAGCAGCUCGGAGGUUUUCUUUGAAAUUGGAGAACCAUUAGAAUCCAAACCUUCAAAGAAGAGUGGGCCAUGUUCCUUGGACUCGCCUCGGUUUGUUUCAGCAUCUUAUGGUGUAAAAGGCCGUAGCUUCUUCCAUUCUACGAAUCCAUUUAUGAAGAAAGUGACAACGAAUGGCGAUUCUGAGCCUCAUGAUAAAAUUUUGCCUGCUGAUAUUUCAACCCCAGCAUCUGUAACAAUGCCUGUUAGCGGGAUCAUUGAGUCUCUUUCCGCAAGCGAAAUCGAGCUCUCCGAGGAUUAUACCCGUGUAAUAUCUCACGGUGUCAAUCCAAAAACCACUCACAUUUUUGGUGACUGCAUUUUAGAAUGUCACUCUAAGGGUUUGAACAACUUGAACAAGAAUGAGAUGAAUGAGAUAGAAUCUCCUCUAUCAGUUAGAAGCAGCUUGGACAUUCCUUUUUCAUCUCAACCAAUUGAUUUUCUGAGUUUUUGUUACUUUUGUAACAAGAAACUUGAAAGUGGGAAAGACAUAUACAUUUACAGGGGUGAGAAAGCAUUCUGCAGCUCCGACUGCCGCUAUCAGGAGAUCAUGAUUGAAGAAGAACUCGAAAAACCUGUUAGCGAAAUUUUGGAACAUUCUUCAACAUCUGGAGAUGGCAAAGAAGAGUUUGAAACUCAUGGCACCAUUUUUGAAUAAAACAGGUCGGCGGCCACGGUACUGAUCGUGACGGGUGAAAUUGUGGAAGCAAAUGCUGUGCGGUCGUCUGUUAACAGAAGAGCUGUUCUCAUGGCAGCCAUGGAUGAUCCUCUGUACAUUGAUGAUGCAUUUGUUUGAUUUGGAUUUCACUUACAGACUUGUCUGUUUUUCUUUUUUCUUUUUCUGAAAUUCACAUAAAUUUGGCAAUUUCAUUGUCAAGCCAAGCUAGUAUUUGCCUUGUAGAAGAGUUCAUAGGGUAGAAGCCUGCUUUUAUGGCUCCCCAAUCUUCUAAUUUUCCUGGCUUGUAUCUUUUUAAUGGCCAGAUAUGAUAUACUGAAAAAGACUGAGCAACAUUUUUCUUUUCCCUCCAAAUUAAAACACAAAUAGUUGGCAAUGUAUAAAACUCUCCCAAAUUGUUGAUCA